AUGAUCCCGCCAAAUGUUUCGUGUAGAGCGUGCACUCCCGCCUGCAGUAGCCUACAAGCCAUCGCUCGAGACUGCGUCUACUCAGUCACCUCCACUCCCAACGCCUACAGCCCCUUCUUGUCCCAACCCCAUAAUGUCAGGUUCUCAUUUCAUGCACCCAGGGUCAGACCAAACACUCGUCUCACUUUAAAACUGAGUCGGCAAUCCUCGCACCGAGCCUUCCAUUCAACCCCCACAACCUCCUUCGAAGACUCCCCUCCCUCAAAGCUCUCCUAUCGCGUCGCCGUCUCCUCCUCAGGCAAAGGGCGCCGCUUCCACCCCAUCAAAAAUGCAUAUAACUUCGACCCCGCCGCCGACGCCCUUGGCGUGACGAAUGAUAAGAACUCCGUCAGUCGGCGGCGCAACCGCCCAGAUAGUGGCGAGGACGCCUUCUUCGUGAGUCGCAUUGGAAACCGCAUCUCAGACCACCAAGACAGUAAUGCCGAAGCUGUUGCUUUUGGCGUUGCUGACGGCGUCGGUGGCUGGACAGAAUCCCGCGUCGAUCCGGCGGACUUUUCACACGGCUUGUGUGGGUACAUGGCGCAGACUGCGCAGACCUGGCAUGAGCCGGCAGAGCGUUUGCGUCCCAAGCACUUACUACAGGCCGGGUAUGACCAGGUCGUGGCGGAUUCUACAAUCCGCGCGGGUGGGAGUACGGCGUCUGUUGGCGUUGCGCUGCCCGAUGGUCGCGUAGAAUUGGCGAAUUUGGGUGACUCUGGCUCGGUGCUGCUUCGUCGCGCAGCGGUACAUCAUUACUCCGUCCCACAGACGCAUGGCUUCAACACUCCUUACCAGCUUAGCGUGAUCCCGCCGCGCAUGCGCGCGCAGGCGUCGGUGUUUGGUGGGGCAUUUUUAGAGGAUUUCCCGCGAGAUGCAUCUGUCACGAAUAUACAAAUGCAGCAUGGUGAUGUACUCUUGAUUGCCACCGAUGGCGUCUUUGACAAUCUCAACAACCAGGAUAUCCUCAAGCUCAUCACAAGUCGGAUGGUUAUGACUGGAGCGUGGACGGCCACUGACUCUGGCGUUGGGGUCUCGGAGGACCUGCGUGCUUUGGCUGCGCCGGGUGGGUUGGCAGAUGCCCUUCCCAGUCCCUCAGGAUCGCCCCUGUCCAAGAAAGGCCCGUCUGAUCCCGAUUCAGGGCCUGAGGAUCAAGUGACACUGCAGUCUGUUCUCGCUGCAACUAUUGCUGGUGAGGCGAAAAUGGCUAGUGUCGACUAUCGCCGUGAUGGCCCCUUUGCUAAAGAGGCCCAGCGCUAUUAUCCUGGUGAUUAUUAUCGCGGCGGCAAAGUGGAUGAUAUCUGCGUUGUGGCUAUCAUCGCUGUCGAUGAUAGCGUAGCUGUGGGCCGUAAGGUCUGA
Molecule: messenger RNA, 1395 nt
Organism: Penicillium paradoxum
Lineage: Eukaryota; Fungi; Ascomycota; Eurotiomycetes; Eurotiales; Aspergillaceae
Gene: ppmA
Product: type 2C protein phosphatase PTC7
Exons: 1
Coding region: 1-1395 (464 amino acids)
Source: RefSeq, a predicted model, not a curated record